Aplosporella prunicola CBS 121167 is the source of this 990-nucleotide messenger RNA. RefSeq lists its product as uncharacterized. Lineage: Eukaryota; Fungi; Ascomycota; Dothideomycetes; Botryosphaeriales; Aplosporellaceae. The transcript is spliced from 3 exons. Bases 18 to 839 code for a protein of 273 amino acids. The record is from RefSeq and is a predicted model, not a curated record.
CACGAAAAUCCCACACCAUGUCGCGCCUCAUUGACCAAGAAAAUGCCGUGCGCACGACGCCAAUGCGAGUCUGCUGUCUUGGGAUGUGCAGGACGGGCACGCUGUCGCUCUACUCCGCGCUCCAGACCUUGGGGUAUCGGCCCUACCACUUUAUGGAGACUCUCUUGCAUGGAGAGCGCGACUUUCCGUUGGUGACCGAGGCCUGGGAUGCCAAGUUCAACGGCACGUGCAAGCCGUAUGGCCGGGAAGAGUUCGACAAGUGGUAUGGCGACUACGAUGCGAUUGCCGAUAUCCCUGCAUCAUUGUUUGCCGAUGAGCUGCUGGUAGCAUAUCCAGAUGCCAAAUUUAUCCUGACAGACCGUGAUCCGGACGCAUGGAUGGCGUCGAUGCACAAAACCGUAUUUGCCUCGAGUACCAACAGGGCGAUUUGGUACCAAAAGUGGGUUGACUGGAAGUACACUUGGCCGAUGGACAAGUCGCUCCAGAUGUUCAUGAAGGUUUGGUCGAAUUUCGACACGGGGGACAAAGCCCGCCAGGCGUACAUCGACCACGUCGCUCAUGUCAAAGCUAUCGUUCCGCCGGAGAAGCUGCUUGUUCUGAAGUUGGAGGAUGGCUUUACUUGGGAGAAGCUGUGUACCUUUCUGGACAAGCCGAUUCCCGACCAGCCUUAUCCUCGUGGACAUGGCGCCGAAGCUUUCAACAAGCUUUUGCAACAGAUGGGACAAGAUGCACUCAUGCGUGCUGUUAAGCGGUGGUUGGUGUAUCUGACUCCUGUUAUCGCUUUUGGGGCGUUAUACUACAUGCCUCAGCGGGGGCGUCUGAGGCUUCCUUGGAUUUGAGGACCAGUCGUUUAUUUCUGAGGGUGAUCAGCAACAAUGACCUCUCCUUAUAGAGGCAGGGCGUUAUGUGUAAGGUAGAAGGUUGUCCAUAAGAAAGCGAAGUCUCAAUGCACAUGUCUCGAAGCGCCAAACAGGUAGUCCAAAGAACCGG